AUGUCAAAUGUAGAGCGACCAGAGCCCGUGAGGGGAUACGCUAGCCAGGAACCCAUGAGAGCCGUGCCUGCUUCACAAGCAAAGAAUGAAUGCCAGGAAGCACCUAGGCGCCACUCAGCGCAAAGCACACACGAGCGCCAGGCGGUCCGUGGUAACGAGGCUGAUGAUGCAGAUUCAGCGACAAGGAAACGUGACCGCGAGCAUGAAAGUGAAAGUGAAAGUGAAAGUGAAAGCGGAGAAAACAAAUGGUGGGAUCUGGGGGAAGGCAUGACAUGGGGCGCAGGCCACACGCCCACUCCUGAGGCACUUGAUGAUCGCAAAAGAACCACAGAUCGGGCGGAGUCACCCCAGCCAAGAAUAGUCUCCGCCAGCCAGGCGGCAGCCAGAUCGCCCGUGCAGGCUUCUUCGAAGAUGAAAGCAUUUUUGCGCAGAAUCCGGCCGGCGGAAAGGCGGCCAAGGACAAGGCGAAACGACUGCGCCCAACUACGCAGGCAGCAAGAGAACCAAGUCGUAAGAAGGCGGGUGGUUCCACUUGCUUUCGGCCCGCCAGUUAUUGAGCAGGGCAUCUUCCAGCAACGCAUCGACACAACGGUCAAGACGGAGGACAGCAUGAAUUCAGACGUUAUAGACUUGACCAUCAUCAACGAUCCUGCCGUACACGUACAACCUCUGGCGAGGCCCACCGGAAGACAGGUGAUAGAGUUGCUUUUGACCGACUUAGACUUGGACAUCGAGAGAUGCAGCUCUGGUCUCGCUGCGAUUGGCGUCGAAGAUGGGAGAAGCUUCGCCAAGCUCAAGAAUCUCCCAAAGGACCUGCAAGAUGAGUUACUCUUGAAAUUGAGUGAUAAAGGUGGGUGGACGCUGCUUGAAGUCCAACAGCUUAAGGGGUACUUGAGGAUGGACACGUGUCGAGGAUAG
Gloeophyllum trabeum ATCC 11539 is the source of this 918-nucleotide messenger RNA. RefSeq lists its product as uncharacterized. The record is from RefSeq and is a predicted model, not a curated record. NCBI's taxonomy places the organism in Eukaryota, Fungi, Basidiomycota, Agaricomycetes, Gloeophyllales, Gloeophyllaceae. The coding region runs from base 1 to 918 and encodes 305 amino acids. The transcript is spliced from 4 exons.